Molecule: messenger RNA, 3967 nt
Organism: Eleginops maclovinus (Patagonian blennie)
Lineage: Eukaryota; Metazoa; Chordata; Actinopteri; Perciformes; Eleginopidae
Gene: rnf31
Product: ring finger protein 31
Exons: 24
Coding region: 219-3455 (1078 amino acids)
Biological process (GO): protein linear polyubiquitination
Cellular component (GO): LUBAC complex
Molecular function (GO): zinc ion binding; ubiquitin protein ligase activity; K63-linked polyubiquitin modification-dependent protein binding
Source: RefSeq, a predicted model, not a curated record
UUUCAUUGGUCGAGCACUGCACUGCACAUUAUUCCCUGCGAUGGUGUGUUCACCGUACUUUAAACGCCACUGGUAAUACGUUACUGUGCACCACCGAUAACCACCUUUCAUUCUGCGAUAAAGAGACUAGCUCCCCGUAGCAGAGAGUGAAUGGAGGCGGCGUGCUGAAGGAGCACCGUGAGGAGCAACACCGGGACCGUGUUCCUGUAGCCCCGAGAAUGCCGUCUCUGUCGGAGCAGCUGCAGGAGGUCCGCAGUCGGGCUGAAGUGUGUCUGUACUCUGGGGGGAGGGUGGCGGAGGUGCGGGUGGGGGUGAUGGCUAUGGCAAAUCUGCCUUUACCGCCCUGCUCCAAAUACUGCCACAUCACCGCAGAGACCAUGGCCAUAGAAAACAGCUUCGGAAGCAACCGGAAGGAGACCCUCGCCUCUCUCCAGCGCUUGUCUACAGCGUUGAACAUCCUAGAGAAGUAUGGCUGUAAUCUGACAAAUCCCAACAGGCCGAAGUACUGGAGGACUGUGAAGCACAACAACCCAGUGUUCAGGGCCACUGUUGAUGCUAUUCAGGGAGGACGAGCAGUGCUUUGUCUCUAUGGUUACUCCAAUCAGCAGCAGGACGGGCUCAGCUUCCCCGAUGAUGUCACAGAUCCUGAUGUUGGUCGAGUUGCUGCAGUGACGCUGGAAGUGAUGAGUCUGAGGAUGGAACUAGAAAUGCUUACCAAGGAGGCUCAUCCCCACCCUGAGUUCUAUGAGAGAAUCAUCCCUACACUCAGACACAAGGAUGUGGGUCUCAACACUGACGCUGUGGUCUGCCACUUCUCCUCCUCCUGCCACUCAGACGGUCAGACUAAGUCUCUGGCCCUCCCCCUCCACCAUCACUCCUCCAGGGGGGGCAACCAGUCCCUGUCAACCACCCAUCAGAGUCUCAGGAACAUCCAGGUCUGUUCCACCUCCUCAAACAAACACCCAGAGAACUGCACUAUCUGUGGAAUAUUCCGGAUCUCUGCCCACUGCGUCACCUGCCUGCUGGGGUUGUGCUCAGAGUGUGACCGGCUGUACCACUCCUACCCAGAGAGGGCCCACCACCGACGGACAGUUGUCUCUUCCUCGUCAUCUUCAUCAUCCCAAAAUAAGAACAAUCACAGUUCUUCCACCUGGCGUUGCCUGCACUGCACUAAAGUCAACCCUGUCCACUGUGUGCUGUGUGAGGAGUGUGAGCGCCCUCGCUUGGAGUUGAUCAGCUCUAAAGCCGAUGAAUCUCAGCCUGCCACCAUCACUGAGUGGCAGUGUAAGAGCUGCACCAUGGUGAAUGCAGCCAGCAGUAUUUUGUGUGAAGUGUGUGAGAGACCGCGCUUAGCCACACGACCUCCAGUGACCCCGUCGCACCCGCCAAUCACGCCCCCCAGACCUCCAGCACCAGUACUGGGCAUGCCCGGUGACCCCGACAGCCAGUGGGUGUGUCAGUUCUGUACCUACCUGAACUACUCUCCUGCGACAGUGUGUGAGAUGUGUGACCUGGCUCGUCCGGAGCCGGCCCCCCUCCCUGUGAGGCUGCGCCCCCCCUCUCCUGUCAGACGGGUGCCAGCCUUGCCAAUCAAACCCAAGGGCCCCGCUCCUGAAGACCUGGACUCCUGGAGGCAGAGGCUGAUGAAAGAAGAGGGACUGAAGCUGAUCCAACUGAUCAGAGAUGGGGAGAAGAAAGGAGUGAGUCCAGAAGAGGUGUACACAAGCAUGAGGGUAGCAGGAGACAGCAGCAUCCUGCCCUGCAAGUGGUUAAAGACGGAGCUUCCUCUGCUGCUGGACCAGAUCAGCACGCUGGUGACAACAUCUCCCCUCUCAAGCAGGUCCCGUGACACUAAGGAUGAUGGGAAAGAGGUGGAGGGUGCAGAAAAAGAAGGUGUCGUCCAGUUGUCUCGAGCAGAGGCCAAGCAGGCCUGGCUGACAGCAGGGGGGGACACUGAGAGAGCAGCCAGACAGGCUCUGAGAGACCGACUCUCCAAGGUGAAGGAGCUGAGUGCACUGGGCUUCAGCGAUGAGGCUCCUUGUAAUGAGGCUCUGAGGCAGAGUGGGGGUGAGGUGAGGGGGGCCCUGGCCCUGUUGCAGAGGCCCCUUUUGGAGCCCUUCCACAAACACAUUUGGAGUGACAAGCCCGAGCCUCCUGUAGACAUCCAUCACCCUGACAAACAGCGCAUAUGUCGGAGGUUACUGGCAGUGUACAAUCUCCCCAGCUGGGGCCGCUGUGAGCUGGCUCUGUCCCUGCUGCUGGAGCACAGCGCCACCUACUCCCUGGAGGACGUGGUGCAGGCUGUGAGAGAGUCCCACGACAGGGAGUUCAUCCGGAGAGUGCUGGCUAAAGAGUGUCCCAUCUGCCUCUCUGUGUUCCCCCACAGCAAGAUGCAGUCCCUGACGUCAUGUCAGUGUUCCGUGUGCUGCGGCUGUUUCCAGCAGCACUUCACCAUUGCUGUGAGGGACAAACACAUCAGAGACAUGGUGUGUCCCGUCUGCUGGGAGCCCAACAUCAACGACCCUGAGCACCUCAACAGCUACUUCUCCACCCUGGACAUUCAGCUGCGGGAGUGUCUGGAGCCAGAGGUCUAUGAGCUGUUCCACAAGAAGCUGACGGAACAGGCUCUCAUCAAGGACCCUAAGUUCCUGUGGUGCUGUCAUUGUUCGUACGGGUUCAUCUAUGAUGGAGACCAGCUGAAAGUCACCUGUUUCCAGUGUCGCAACAGUUUCUGUGCUCAGUGUAAGAAGCCUUGGGAGUCUCAGCAUGCUGGCCUGUCCUGUGAACAGUACCAGUCCUGGAAGAGAGAAAACGAUCCAGAGUACCAGAGACAGGGCCUGGCUGGAUACCUGCGAGACAACGGCAUCACCUGUCCUAACUGUCGCUUCCAGUAUGCGCUGUCUAAAGGAGGCUGCAUGCAUUUCUGCUGCUCUCAGUGCCGCUACCAGUUCUGCAGCGGCUGCAACAACCCCUUCCACACGACCUGUGCAGUGGACGAGUGCAGCGUGUCGGGGUUACACGCCCACCAUCCCAGAGACUGCCUUUUCUAUCUGAGGGACUGGGAACCUGCCAGACUGAAGACCUUACUGCAGAAUAAUGGAGUGACCUUCAACACUGAGCCCCCCCCUGGAACACAGACAGGUCUGUGUGGAGUGAUCGAGCAAAAGGAUGAGGGGGGGCAACAGCCAGACUCAGACUGUGCUGCUCAGACUCAGCCUGGACACGCUGGACUGUGCGAGAAGCACUACCGGGAGUACCUGGUGAGCCUGAUCAACAGCCACUCCAUCGACCCCGCCCCCCUCUACAGCUCCAACGAGCUGCUGCUGGCCUGCAGGAGGUACAAGGUGGAGGACACCCGCAGGGAGGGGGAGGAGAGCUUCACCUACUUCAGCAGACUGCUACAGAAACUGAUGGAUGAAGAACCGCUGGGUGACAAGGUGCCACGCAAGAAAUAAUGACUCACUUCCUGCAGUCAUCUGUCUCCCCACCAUAGGACACACAGUUACAGUUUUCUUUUGGAUUGUCAAACACUGAGAUAUCAAAACCUGUACCUUUUGCCUGUAAAUACUUUAUAUGCAGCAUUUUUGUCCUUGUCAAGAUCCUGUGGACGUUGCUCGUGAUCUGAUUGGUCAGUAUUCCAAUCGGAUCCUCUGAACUGAAUCUUCAUCGGUGCUAGCUGUGUAUCAUUGGUUACCAUGGUGAUCUAUCUGUAACAAUUUCACAAUAGCCGGAAACCUGCUAGCCAAAGAUAGCUAACGUGCUAAUCUCACUCCGUGAUCCAGGCACCACGGCCUCAAAUCACUUUGUCACAUGAUGAAAUGCUUUACUGCACAUCUGUCAUUGUUUCGUAUUGUUAUAUACUUCUAUUGUGCAUGUUCAAACUUCACAUUUGAAUAUUAUAUUGUACAAAUCUUAAAAAUAUGAGUAGUAUCUACAAAAAACUGAAUGAAUGUAAACUCUUGAUCAA